CCUACUCGCAUUGUCACAUUCCACAAGGUAACAGAUCACGACCCACGAGAUCGAAGAAUACACGCCCACACAGGCCGCUUGCGCACACACAAUCAGCGUAGCAUCUCACGGAAGUGCGUCCUCAAGUUCGGUAGCAAUGUCGACUCGAUGCUUCUUGGCGCUUGGCUGCAUUGCCGUGGCGGUGACGUCGCUCGCCGUGGCGCCGGCGGACGGCGCGAUCCUCCCGUGGUUCGGGAGCGGCGGCGGCGCUCGCGAUGAGGCGGUGGCAUCCCCGCUCCAGGAAGUGGCGCUGCUCGCCGACCCGUUCCGGAUCCUGGAGCACGUGCCCUUCGGCUUCGACCGCGAUGACGUGGCCAUGGUGUCCAUGGCCCGCGUGGACUGGCGCGAGACCGCCGACUCCCACGAGAUCGUUGUCGACGUGCCUGGGAUGAGGAAGGAGGACCUGAAGGUGGAGAUCGAGGAGAACCGGGUGCUACGGAUCAGCGGCGAGCGGCGGCGGGAGGUCGAAGAACGGAAGGGCGACCACUGGCACAGGGAGGAGCGCUCCUACGGCAAGUUCUGGCGCCAGAUGCGCCUCCCCGACAACGCGGACCUCGACUCCAUCGCGGCAAGCCUGGACGCCGGCGUUCUCACCGUGCGCUUCCGGAAGCUGGCGCCCGAACAGAUCAAGGGCCCGCGCGUGGUCGGUAUCGCCGGGGGCGACGACGGCGCCGCUGCCAAGAAGACCAUCGGCGAUGCCGGAGCCGCUGGUGGGGGAGAGCGCCAGGCCAAGAAAGUUGAACUCUGAAUUCUGAACUUUGCACUCAGUACGCUUGUCAGUCCCGCUUCUCAGUACAGUGUGUAGAAAAAUGUGAUGUACUCCUAGUUUGAUCGUAAGCGACGCCGAGUAGUCGAUUCACAGUCGCAUGUAAGAGAAGUUCACUGAGGAAAUAAGAUAUCUCAGAUUACUUUGUUUUGCCA
Messenger RNA from Hordeum vulgare subsp. vulgare (domesticated barley), 960 nucleotides. Its product is annotated as 23.2 kDa heat shock protein-like. The record is from RefSeq and is a predicted model, not a curated record. The transcript has a single exon. Lineage: Eukaryota; Viridiplantae; Streptophyta; Magnoliopsida; Poales; Poaceae. Gene Ontology annotation, biological process: response to heat; protein complex oligomerization; response to salt stress. The coding region runs from base 137 to 787 and encodes 216 amino acids.